AUGGCACCUCCGGAGUUCCCACCUGGGCAGCCACCCAACCCGCCGGAUGUGGCGGUUCGGCGUCUUCUGCGGAACCACCCGAAGAUCCCGCCCGGAUCCGCUUGCGCUGCAGAGUUCCGUGCACUGGGUUUAGGGCAGCUGCCCAUCCUUGAGUGGGAUGUCGAGCAGCCAUGGG
Messenger RNA from Symbiodinium necroappetens, 175 nucleotides. Lineage: Eukaryota; Dinophyceae; Suessiales; Symbiodiniaceae. The record is from the annotation of a GenBank genome assembly.